This is a messenger RNA of Gongylonema pulchrum, 588 nucleotides long. The record is from the annotation of a GenBank genome assembly. Lineage: Eukaryota; Metazoa; Nematoda; Chromadorea; Rhabditida; Gongylonematidae.
GUAUGUGAUGGUACGGUGCAGUGCAGCGAUGGUUUGGAUGAAUCGCAGUGUAAGAUGCGCGAAUGCGCUCCACGACAUAAGCAAUGCGAUGAUGGUACUUGCAUUCCGGAACAUCGUUGGUGUGAUCGUCGGCGUGAUUGUCCAAAUGCUUCCGACGAACUGCAUUGCGAAAAUCAUGUAUCCAAAUCGCAGAGAAUGCAGUCCGUUCGAAUUUGAGUGCGGCAAUUCAGUGUGUAUCCCGCGCAAAUUUAUUUGCGAUGGUGACAAUGACUGCGGUGACAACUCGGAUGAAACCAACGAACAUUGCAAGAGUGCGCUUUGCGACCCGCCACUUCGCUUUCGAUGCGCCCACUCCAGACUUUGUCUCAAUAUUCUACAGGUCUGUCUCGUACAAAAAAUCCUUAAAUUUAAAUCAAAAGAAGAUUCUUGUGCAUUUCGCACUGCAACAGCUGUGCAAAACGCGUAUUGUCCGUUUCUGCUUGCAUUCGGAUGUUUCCGGAGUUUUCAACUUAGCAACCAGGGCAGCCGGGAAAUUAAAAUCUUUGGAGAAUUUUUACUGCCUAUGUCCAGUCUAGCUAAUCCUUAAAU